UUAUUAAAUUUCUGAAAUUUAACAUGACCUUUUUUUUCAGCCCAUAAAUACACGAACUUAGCACCUUUUCUGAUUUUUGACACCGGCAAGAAAUCCGGCGACUUAUAUAUAAUGACGUGUAAUUUAUUGCUUACAUGGCUAAUUAUUUUGCUGAUAUGGCAAAUUUGCUGACAUAUUUUUUUUAUAUUAAUUUGUUGCCUUAUGAAAACGACCACGUUUGGAGAAUAACCAUUUGUUUAAACCUUUUUUGUUUUCUUCCCAAGCUGCCGCCAUUUGUUUAAACCUUUUUAGUUUUCUUCCCAAGCAAAUGGCGAAUAAUCCAUUCAUUUAGAAUCAAACCCAUUUGUUUAAUUCCAAGAUUUUCCUUUAUUUCCGCCGCCACAAUAAAGCAUUGAGGUCUUUGAAAUUUCCUCUCGUUUGGUGAAUACAAGUGAGUAUUUUUUUAAUUGGAAGUGGGGGUUUGUUGUCAGGCACAUCUUCUGAAGCUCGUGGUGGUUCAAACUUCUACAAUUACAAUGGAAAACAGAGACACAUUUGCACUGUAUAUUACGCAUGGUGGCAAAUUUGUUGAAUAUCGAGGUAGAGAGUUAUAUAUUAAGGGUGAUAUAUUUACAAAGCAUCAUCUUGAUGUAGACAGAUUUGGGUAUUUUGAUUUGGAGGAUGUGAUUAAGGGUUUAGGGUAUGAAUCUUGGUUGAAAUUAUGCUAUAGAAUCCCUUCUUCUGAGAAUUAUAGGUCUCUAAAAAAUGAUCAAGAUAUACUUGAUAUGUUGAGCCAUCUAACAUUGACAUGUAGACAUGCAAAUAUUUAUGUUGAUGGUGGGAUUAAAGUAGGGGAUUCUGGAGCAGUAGAGGUAGAGGAAUUGAGUGCAGCUGAGCUAGAUGAGUUAUACAGAGAAUAUCCUUUUUGUAAAUUACAAGAUGAUAUAGCUGAAGUUUAUGAUGAAUUAGAGCAUGUCAGUGCAAAGGAGAAAGGCAAACAGAAUAAAAUAAUUGAAAAAGAGAAGGGUAGAGAGGGUGAGCAAACCACUGAUGUAAAUCGAGCUGAGUCAUCUGAAGAUGAUGAGAACUAUGUACCAUGUGAUGAUGAAGACACUGAUGAUUGUCUUAGUGACAAUGAAUUAGGAUCUGAUGAUGAAGAGUAUGUGACGAGCAGGAGGAAUCUUAGGAUAGAUAAGGCCUACUUUAAUGACAUUGGGAAGUUUGUUGGGGUUGAGAUUGUACCAGAUGAGCAUAUAGUGUGUGAAUCUGACUAUGAUGAUUCAGAUGCUGAGGUGAAUUCUGAUAUAAAUGAUGAUGAUGAUGAUGAUGAUUAUGAUAGAAAAAGAAAGAAAGUGACCUAUGAUCCAAAAUGUGACCAUAAUACAUUAGAGCUUAAGCUUGGGAUGAGGUUUGAAAGUGGUAUCCAAUGUAGGGAGGCACUUACGAACAAAGCAAUAGCUGAGGGGUGGGAGAUUCAUUUUAGUAGGGUCAGCAGGGAUAGAUGUGAAGCCAAAUGCACUCCACCAUGCCCGUGGAGGUGCUAUGGCAGUAUGGUUACGGGUGAUGGGACUUUCAUAAUCAAAGUCCUCGUAGAACCACAUAACUGUCAUAGGGCAAUGAAAAAUUUGCUUGUGAGUUCUAAAUGGAUUGCAAAGCAAUAUCUUAAUGUUUUUAGAGUGAAGCACAACUUCACGGUAGCUGAUUUAAAAGCUGACUUGAUGGAGAGGUUUAAAGUGGAUGUUGGUAAGAAUAGGUUGUAUAAAGCAAGAACUAUAGCACUUGAUACCUUGCGAGGGACAGUAGCUGAGCAUUAUGCUAAGCUUAGGAGCUACAUAGCUGAGCUGAAAAGGGCUGAUGGAGAAGGCAGAUUUGAAUUACUUUUGGGUCAGGAGUCAGUGUUUAAAGGUAUAUAUGUUGGGUUCAGUUCAUUCAAGAAAGGUUUCAUCAAUGGCUGCAGGCCAAUCAUUGGGUUGGAUGGCUGUCACUUGAAGACUCAUAUAGGAGGUGUGUUGUUGUGUGCUAUUGGGAAGGACGGGAAUGAUCAAAUGUUCCCUAUUUCAUGGGCUGUUGUGGAGAUUGAGAACACUGAAAACUGGACUUGGUUCAUAAAAAUUCUCAUGGAAGAGCUUGAGAUAGAUAAUGGACUAGGAAUUACCUUCAUUUCGGACCAACAAAAGGGUCUUAUUCAUGCAGUUAGCACAUUGGCACCACUAGUAGAGCAUAGAAAUUGUGCCCGACAUGCAUAUGCUAAUUGGAAGAAACAACACAAAGGUAUAACACUAAAGAAUAUGUUCUGGAAUGCAGUUAGAGCCACAUAUGUUGAACAAUACAAGUUGGCAAUUGAGGAGAUUAAAAGUGAGAAGCCUGCAGCGUAUGAGGAUUUCAUUGAGCGAGGGCCACAAAAAUUUUGUAAGGCUUUUCUGAACACAUUUCCUCGUUGUGACAUGGUAGACAAUAAUAUUAGUGAAACAUUCAAUGGGUACAUAAUAAAUGCUAGAGGUAAACAUGUUAUAGACAUGCUAGAGGAUAUUAGGUGCUCAUUGAUGGAGAGACAAUACAAGAAAAUAGUAGAAAUUGAGGCCCUUCAUGAUAGAUUAUGUCCUAAGGUUAGGAAGAAGCUGGAGAAGUUAAAGGCUCAAAGCAGAUUUUGUAUUCCACAUCCUGCCUUAGGUGGGUUUUUUGAAGUGGAUAUGUUUGAUGAUAAAUUUGUUGUGAGUGUUGAAGGUAAGACUUGUACUUGUAGAGCAUGGGACUUAUCAGGAAUCCCAUGUGUCCAUGCCAUUUCUGCAUUCUAUUUUUUGAAGCAGGAUCCGGCUGAAGUAGUCCAUGACUACUUCACAAUUGAAAGGUACAAAAAGGCAUAUGAAUUUGGUAUAGCACCAUUAAAUGGUGAGAAGCUGUGGCCUAAUGCAGAAGGGUGGGUUGUUAAAGCACCAAAGUGUAGGCGAAUGCCGGGAAGGCAGAGGGUUAAAAGAAAGAGAGAUGCUGAUGAGAGGGACUCUACCAAUCCAAAUAAGCUGCGCAGAUUCGGGUUAAAAAUGACAUGUCAGAAAUGUUUUCAACAGGGACAUAACAAGGCUCGUUGCCAAAAUGCGCCAGUUGAGAAACCUAAGAAAGAGAAGGGGAGAAGGGGUAGACCACCAAAAACUAUCAACGAAAUGAAUAGGAAUUCACAAGCAAGCUCAGCAACAACUAUGACCACAGAAGCAUGUUCAAACCCGACAUUUGACAGAAGAGCUCUUGCAAAGGAAAGGGCAUUGGCAAACAAGGGAAUAGGUGUGUUGCAAACUGAAAGCGGUAAUAUCUAUGUGAAGUCAAGCUCUAGGAAGAGUGUGAAAGCGAUAAAUCCUAAAACUUGGAAGCCACCAAGAACGAAGUCCCCAGCAACUCAAGAAAGCAUUAAUUAGACAACAUAGGUUGAGUUCAGUUUUGUGAAUGUAAUAGCUAAGAAAUUGUUGGUUUUUUGUAAGAUACAAAAUGGUUUUUCAUAUACUAUUGGCAUUGGUAUAAUAUUAGUUGAU
Molecule: messenger RNA, 3500 nt
Organism: Salvia miltiorrhiza (redroot sage)
Lineage: Eukaryota; Viridiplantae; Streptophyta; Magnoliopsida; Lamiales; Lamiaceae
Exons: 4
Coding region: 516-3386 (956 amino acids)
Biological process (GO): regulation of DNA-templated transcription
Molecular function (GO): zinc ion binding; copper ion binding; DNA-binding transcription factor activity
Source: RefSeq, a predicted model, not a curated record